Temnothorax curvispinosus is the source of this 1582-nucleotide messenger RNA. RefSeq names its product TBC1 domain family member 7 (gene TBC1d7). Lineage: Eukaryota; Metazoa; Arthropoda; Insecta; Hymenoptera; Formicidae. Gene Ontology annotation, biological process: negative regulation of TOR signaling; activation of GTPase activity. The record is from RefSeq and is a predicted model, not a curated record. The transcript has 5 exons. Gene Ontology annotation, molecular function: GTPase activator activity. Bases 415 to 1323 code for a protein of 302 amino acids.
UUAUUGCAUGUACGGUGUACAGUAAUUGAACUUAUUAAUAUUGCAAAAAUAUAUUAUGUAAAAUUACACAACACGAAAAUCAUAAGCGCAGCACGGACACGCACCAAGGGGAGAGACUUUAUCGACAGUGCCAGAAAAUGGAUAUGCCAAAUAGUUCCAACGUUGAAAAUGGGUGCGAGUGGCGUUUCGAGCGGUCCAUUGUCCAAUAUAAAACAUCAUUUCAGGUUAGGUCCCCGUGGUCCAGCAGACAGAUAUCCACGUAAACACAUGAGUCAGUGCAACCAUACGUACAAGUGAAUGCAGAAUGAAAAUAUAGAGCUGCAGUAAAAACGCUUUCUUAUCUCGUUUAAAUUUAAUAUUAAUUAUCGCCUAAUUCUCUUUUCUACCUAUUUCUACCUCGACGAGACCAGAAAAAUGACGGAUGAGCGGAACUUUCGUUCGCAGUAUUACGAAAAGGUGGGAUUUCGCAGCGUCGAAGAAAAGAAGUCUCUGGAGAUAUUAUUGAAGGAACGCCCAAUUGACAAGACAAAGCUGAAGCAGUUUUGCUUAAGAUUCACCGUACCCGCUAUGUAUAGAAAUUUCCUCUGGAAAGUCUUACUCGACGUUGUACCAGUUUACGCAGAGAGUCAGGGGUUUAUAAUGGCCCAGCGUAAGGCGGAAUUUCAGGAUUUGCAGAGAGCACUGAGAGUCACCAAGGUCAUAAACGACUUUACAAAGCCUCAUCUAAUAUUCUUAGCGAUGUGGCUGUUACGUAAAAGAAGAGCAAAAGUUGAUAUGACCGCUCAAUUGGAAACUCCGUUAUACAGAGCUAUGAGCAAAAUGGCCGAGACCCUGUGGCAUGUGAUUGAUGUUGAAUCGGAAGAAGAGAAGCUAGUGGACAUAUAUUGGAUAUUAUCCGGAUUUUUUGUGCAAGUUGAAAAGCUGCAGAAAGAAGUUGGGAAAUUGCAAGACUGUACAUACGCACUAUUGGAAAAAGAAGACGUAGAAUUAUACAAGCAUCUCGUUAAAAUUGAUGCACUUUACAAUCUUCCAUACGAUGCGUGGUUUUAUUCGUGUUUUGCUGGCAUAAUAAGUAAUGGAUCUAUUGCUAAGAUAUGGGAUAAAAUAACUGUCGGAGCAUAUCGAAUUUUAAUAUUCGUUGCCGUUGUUACAUUAACCACUUUGAGACGUCUAUUAUUAAGAUGUGAAAGCACGGAUCAUAUAUUAGAUACCAUUAGUAAUAUAACGGAGGAAACGUCGGAGGUGAUAGUCAAUAAAGCAAUUGAAUCAAUGCAACAAAGCGGAACAACUCAACAAGUUGAUUAUUUCACAAAACAUAAUUAAUAUUUUAUACCACAUAAUAUAAAAAUGUAUUAUAUUCUAUAUAUAUUAUAUAUAUUAUGCGACGAAGGUAUAACCGAUAUUAAGAUUGCUCCUAGUUUUUCGAAUUUGUCUCACAUUUAAAUGCUAUAGAAAACGGAAACUGAUUUUUAUCAUCACUCAUAAUAACUUUAAUACGUGGGCAUUAUACCUCUGUGAAACUGGCACUGGAUCUAUAAUAAAUUAAGGAAUUGAAAUUAAUAAUUAAUUCUAAUUUUAAAAA